AUGGCCGACAACAAGUCACAAGACAAGACCGUACUCGCUUCCGAAGAAGAGACCAAGAAGGUGGGCCCAGUCUCGGAGAGUACAGCCCAAACGGACUCCGGCGACAACAAGACGGAGAAUGCCGCCACGUCCGAUUCGAGCUCCACUUCGCAGUCCAGACCGACCAGACAUUUGCCCACGCACUACAAGGGAAUGCCGAAGCAGUGGGAGAAGAAUCAAGUUCCCAAGAAGGAUACCCCAGACUCUCCAAACAUCUCUUCGUGA
Daldinia vernicosa is the source of this 264-nucleotide messenger RNA. RefSeq lists its product as uncharacterized. The coding region runs from base 1 to 264 and encodes 87 amino acids. The transcript is spliced from 2 exons. The record is from RefSeq and is a predicted model, not a curated record. NCBI's taxonomy places the organism in Eukaryota, Fungi, Ascomycota, Sordariomycetes, Xylariales, Hypoxylaceae.